Messenger RNA from Acyrthosiphon pisum (pea aphid), 2620 nucleotides. RefSeq names its product regulation of nuclear pre-mRNA domain-containing protein 2-like. Bases 249 to 2453 code for a protein of 734 amino acids. The record is from RefSeq and is a predicted model, not a curated record. Gene Ontology annotation, molecular function: RNA polymerase II complex binding. Gene Ontology annotation, biological process: mRNA 3'-end processing. The transcript has 9 exons. NCBI's taxonomy places the organism in Eukaryota, Metazoa, Arthropoda, Insecta, Hemiptera, Aphididae.
CUGAACAGGUACUAUACCUAUCGUGUUAUUCAAAAUAUUUCUAUUGAGCCAGUCGUUCAACUAGGUGUCCAUUUCGCUGUCACGUAUAAUCGCUUAAUCGAUAUGGAUUAAUGAUAUUCAUUGCUUAAUAAUUAAUAGUCAUUAUUGUAUUAUCGCGGCCUCGAGGUUGGUUCAACAGUUGUCAGUUUUAUCAAUGUCAGUUUCUUGUACAACUAAAUAGCUACCUACCUACCGAAGCAGACGUAGAUAUGAGAGAAUAUUCGGAUUCAGAAUUUGAAAAGAAGCUAAUGCUCUUAAAAAACACUCAUGGCUUAAUUAAAUCAUUGUCUAAAUGGUGCCUUGAACGACACAAACGUUACAAAAGCAUAAUCAGUGUCUGGUACAAUGCUGUUAAGAAGGCGAGGAUCGAGAAACGUUUGACUUUGUUUUAUUUAGCUAACGAUAUUUUACGUAACAGUAAGAUAACAAAUUACAAGUUUAUCGAUGGAUGGGCAACUACUAUUAAAAAAUCUAUCCCCUAUGUCAGUCAUGGAAAAAUACGAUUUCAAAUUGCAAAAAUUAUUAAGAUUUGGGAGAAAUAUGGUAUAUAUGAUAAUAGUUAUUUAGCUGAUUUAACUAAUAUGUUAACUACACAAAAUCCGAAAUUAAAAUUAGCUGAUCCUGUACAAGAGUUUCAAGUACAAGCAUUAGCAGUUAAAAUACGCUCUUGUGUUAAACUGGAACAGAUUACAGACUUGCAGAUAAAAAAUUUAAGAGAAGCUAACUUGCCUCUCACUAAUAAUGAGGCUUUACAGAACAUGUUAAAAAAAGUUCGAACACCUAGUCACGAGUUUUUGAAUGAAUUAAAUGAUGAUGUGUCGAAAAUUCAAAGUUCCAUUAAAUGCAUCCAACAAGAAACUAUUAAUCGUGCUCAACUAAUAAAUGCUUUAGAAGUUGCUACAUCCUAUUAUGCAGCACAAAAUGAAGAAGUUAAGAUUGUUGCUCAAGCAUAUUUGGAAUACACUAAAAGAUUAAUACUUCAUAAGUAUAAAUUGCAAUAUUUGAUUGGUUCUACACCAACAGAUACUCCAACACUUUCUCCCGAUAUUAAAGCGCCAUUGCUUUCGACAUCUUCUGUGUCUAUUGAAGACUUAAACAUCAACACUGUAUUAAUUAACUCCGGUAAAUAUAUGACGAAAACUCUAAUGGAAAAUAAUGUUAAUGUGCCCAUUACAGUUAUUGAUAGUAUGAAAUCAUAUAUUACUCCUGACAUGCAUACUACUACUCAAGCAAUAAAAAAUCAUGAUCAACAAUCAUUAACCAGCCAGUUUCCAUAUGAUGCUCCAUCACAGCCUCCAGAUGAGACUUAUGCAUUUACUAAUCAAACAAAUGUAUCAAAUACUAAUAUGAAUAAUUAUAAUAAAAGUUCUGUAUAUUCUACAAGUAGUUAUGAAGUGUCUGUACCUACUCCAAUGUCAUCUAGUCAGCAAUUAAUAAUUUCUGAAUUCUCAAAUAACAUGGUACCUCCUACAAAUACGACAUCACUUAUAAAUGAAAAAACCAAACCAGUAUUUCAUGUUCCACAAAGAGUUUGGGACAUAAAUGUACAUAGUGAUAGGUUGACAAAUGAAAGACCAUCAUCACUGCCUUUUCAUAAGAAAAUCUCCUAUCAAAACACAUCCAUUAUCAGUAAAACUGAUGGGAAGCUAGGAAUCGAUCACUGUAUUUUACCAUCAAAAAUAAUAGAAAGAGAUGAACGAGUUUCUCGAGGAAUGAUAACUAAAACUUCUAAUAUUGACUACAGAAACUUAAUUGAUUUGACACAUGGUCCUGAUAUGAAUUCAUCAGGGGUUUCUGUUAAUGUUGAUUACCGAACAUUUCCUGAUAUUUCUAUACCACCACCAUCACUAGAUUUUCCUAUGGAAGCAGUCAGUAAACCACCAAAAAAUAAUGUAGAAAGUGUUGAUAUGAAUUUGAGUGAAAAUGACGAGAUACCUAAAUCAAAUCAGUAUCAUCUACCACCAAUGCCUUUUGUCUAUGACCAACAAUGUGUACCAGAUGUUACAAAUCAGUGGGAACAACCUUCCCAAAUAUGGGGUAAUGAUAGACCCAGUUUUGAGGAUAGCCAGUGGGAUAUAGAACAAUAUGAUCAAUGGAAACAUCCUUACCAGUGGGAACAAAAGCAAAAUGAUUCAAACUUUGUUCUUCAUCGACCUCAACUUCAGGGUUCUCAACAUAUUCAGAGAAACCAAUCCAAAGUAGAUUUUAGGCCAAAAUGGAAGAGAGGAAUUAGUGUUUGGCCAAGAGGCCCCAGAAAUGUUAUUCCACAUUCUACACCUACUGGCAGAUGGAAUCAGGGACCACUUUUUGGACCAUGGAACCAGGGACCACGUUUUGGAUUAUGGAAUCAGGGACCACGUUUUGGACCGUGGAAUCAGGGAUUACGUUUUGGACUGAGGAAUCGACCCUGGUAACUGAUUUAUUUUAAGUUAGACAUUGACUGAAAUGAGAAAAUAUAUAUUUUUAUAAUUUAAUAAUACUAAGAAUUGAUGUUAUUAACGUCAAGGAACUACACUUUAAGUUGAUUGAAUAUUUUUUUUUUAUUAUUGUGUAUUUGUAUACCAAUAUUUUAAGUUGAUUA